Arabidopsis arenosa is the source of this 1441-nucleotide messenger RNA. The record is from the annotation of a GenBank genome assembly. Lineage: Eukaryota; Viridiplantae; Streptophyta; Magnoliopsida; Brassicales; Brassicaceae.
UUAGAAAACUUCUGACGGAAAACAAAAAGAGAGGAUUUUUUCUGUUCUUUUCGAGUUACCGGAGAAUAAAGACGAUACCUUUUCACUGUUGACUUACCGGAAAAGAUGGCGACUGUGCCGGAGAUAAAGAUAAUGAGAAGCGAGAGCUUAGGGCAUCGAAGUGACGUGUCGAGCCCGGAAGCGAAGGUAGGGAUGCGUGUGGAAGAUCUCUGGGAUGAGCAAAAGCCACAGCUUAGUCCUAACGAGAAGCUCAACGCUUGCUUCGAGAGCAUCCCUGUCUCUGCUUUCCCUCUCUCUUCUGAUUCACAAGAUAUCGAGAUAAGAUCAGACACAAGUUUGGCUGAAGCUGUUCAGACACUAUCAAAAUUCAAGGUCUUGAGCGCGCCUGUUGUAGAUGUUGAUGCGCCUGAAGAUGCUAGCUGGAUUGAUCGCUACAUCGGUAUUGUGGAGUUUCCAGGCAUUGUUGUCUGGCUUUUGCAUCAGUUGGAACCUCCAUCUCCAAGGAGCCCUGCUGUUGCAAAUUCAAAUGGAUUUUCUCAUGAUUUCACCACCGAUGUUCUGGAUAACGGAGAUUCAGCAGUAACUUCUGGAAACUUCUUUGAGGUCCUUACUUCUUCAGAGCUAUACAAGAACACCAAGGUUCGAGAUAUCUCUGGAACAUUCCGCUGGGCACCGUUCCUGGCUCUGCAGAAAGAGAACUCCUUUUUGACCAUGCUGUUGCUUCUUUCUAAAUACAAAAUGAAGAGCAUCCCGGUGGUUGAUUUAGGUGUAGCAAAGAUCGAGAACAUUAUCACACAAUCAGGAGUUAUACAUAUGCUGGCAGAAUGCGCGGGGCUUCUCUGGUUUGAGGAUUGGGGAAUUAAAACUCUCUCUGAAGUUGGUCUUCCCAUAAUGUCCAAGGAUCAUAUCAUAAAGAUCUAUGAGGAUGAACCAGUUCUUCAGGCAUUCAAGCUGAUGAGGAGAAAGAGAAUCGGAGGCAUACCUGUAAUUGAAAGGAAUAGCGAGAAGCCAGUAGGCAACAUAAGCAUUAGAGAUGUUCAAUUUCUCCUCACUGCACCAGAGAUCUACCAUGACUACAGGUCAAUCACUACGAAGAACUUCUUGGUAUCUGUUAGAGAGCAUCUUGAGAAGUCCGGGGAUACAUCAGCUCCUAUCAUGAGCGGUGUGAUUGCUUGCACGAAGAACCAUACACUAAAGGAACUGAUCUUGAUGCUAGACGCUGAGAAGAUCCAUAGGAUAUAUGUGGUGGAUGAUUCUGGUAACCUUGAAGGACUUAUCACCCUCAGAGACAUCAUCGCAAGACUAGUUCAUGAGCCAUCUGGCUAUUUUGGGGAUUUCUUUGAUGGCGUCCUGCCUCUUCCCGAAAACUACCGAGUCUGAGAAAAUGGUGUCUUUCUUCUGUAAAUUGUCUUUUGUUUGGUAAUAAUGCUUGUGUCUGUUU